UGCCAUCUCACCUAAGUGAUCUUCUCUCUCCUCUCGGAUUUUAUACUCCUCAGCAGGUCGGAUUGCCUUGCCCCGUGUUUCCGUGGCCGCUGAUUGAACGGCUGUCAUGACAUGUGCCCUCAGGACCGUAAAGCCACGACAGCAGGAUGAAAAGCCCUCGUUUGGUGUUUAUGCGUCCUUUCGACCUCCCGGUAACUACACCCGGUAAUUGGCCCGAGAAUCGCGUUGAAAAUACACUGAUUAAACAAUGGAAAGACCUUCUGUUUGUCGACAUUAAGGACAAAGAUGUUUCCCUGCUGUGAAUUGGACACAGUUCUUUUAAACAUUGCCAUGGCAAAGAUUUUGGACUGAAACACAGGGAGAUCUAAUCACACUGAGGAAGAGAGAAAGAGCGAGCGCCUGGAGGUGAAGACAUGGUCAUCUCUGAUAGAAACACCGGCACUCCUGUACCCAAAAAGGAGCCCCAGAAGAAGAAGAGGAGGAAGUCUCGCCCUCACGGCCUGCCCUCUCCGGCACUCUGCUGUGCCUGUGGCCUAUGCAUCAUGCUGGCUGGACUCAACAUCACUCUGGUGGGAGCAUUCGCCUUCAGCACACUUGUGCCUUCCGCCAACCCCCCGAUCAUCAUCGGACCUAUCCUACUGCUGGUGGCCUUUUCCUUUUUUGGGGCCUGUUGCGUGUGCAGCCGCCUCCCCCCUCCUCACAGCUCACGGAGGUCUAAGGUGGGCGGCAGGGGCACGGGGUUGAUGGGACACGGCGGGCUAGCUGGUGGGGCAGCAUUUGAAAUUGAGACCAGCGAGCACACGCUGCAGGAUACUACAGCUGUGCAGCUCAGCCCCACAUCCUCCCCUGGCUCAUCCCGGGCGUCCAGCCCGGAAGAGGAGGCUCCAGAUGCGGCCCUGCCAGGCACCUGCAAGCUCUUCACCAUGGACACCAACGGCCCUUCUUCUGUUUCCGCCACUGCAGUCUACUCUACCUCCACAGCAGCAGGAGGGGAGGUGAGGCUCAACCUGCCACGUGAAGAAGUGGUCACCUAGCAGAGCAGGAACUCUUUCAAGGAGUGUAAAUAUCCUUCUGCGUCGAGGGCUUGCUGAGUGUGAUUGUGUAGUUUACGUAUUGCCAUAUUUCUGGUUGUGACAAAUUCUCAGCGGUAUGCUUUUGAUUUCUCUUGCUGUGCAGCCAACUGGUAAUUAGCAUGCAAAAUCAAUUAAACAUCCAAGUAUUUGUGGAGGGUUUGGAAUUCAAAUUCCUACCUCUCUCGUGCUGUUUUCCUCCAGGUCUUUUUUUUUUAACGUGGGGCAUUAUGGAAAGUUUUCCUGUAGAAAUCAAACUAAGUGUCUGAAACAAUAAACAUUUAUCUUUCAUGGUCA
Messenger RNA from Xiphias gladius (swordfish), 1367 nucleotides. Its product is annotated as transmembrane protein 275. The record is from RefSeq and is a predicted model, not a curated record. Lineage: Eukaryota; Metazoa; Chordata; Actinopteri; Istiophoriformes; Xiphiidae. Bases 414 to 1034 code for a protein of 206 amino acids. The transcript is spliced from 2 exons.